GGGGGCGUGGCCGGGGGCGGCUGCGUCAUGACUCCGCCAGCUGAUCCGGGACGGAGCCGGCGCGCGGCGGGGGGAGGCGGCGGCACCGGCACCGGGCACGGCCUGGGCGGCACCGGCGGGGCGGCGGCGCCGGCGCCGGGCCAAGUCGGGCCCGGCCGGGCCCAGCCGAGCCGCACAGGAAGUGGCUGGCUCCUGUCCAGGUGGGACCCUGCCAGCGCUGAUGGAUGCCCGAGGUGCUGCUGUGCCACCCUGCUCCUGGCUAACCAGCACCAGUUCUUCAGUGGCAAGCUUUAUGUCCUUCUCCAGUAGCUAAAGCUGCCAGUUGAAGAACUGUUGAAUGUAGCCACUCUCUUCUCGUCACCGGGACCUUGGAUGCCAGCCAGAGCCGUGCCCUGAGUGACCCAGAUGAGCCACUCUGCAGCGUCCUGUGGAUUGGAGGGCUGAGGAUGAGUCCAGCCAGGAUGAAGAAAGUCUCCUCAAAGCCUCCAGACAGAGCCUUGGCUGGAGGAUUCCAGGCAGCCCUGCUGGCACGGCUGCCUAACUGUGUCCCCCUCCUCAGUGGGGUGGCACUGAGCUGGGAGGUGACUGGAGGAGACUGAGAGAGGCAUUAAACAUUGUUUUGCUCAA
Molecule: messenger RNA, 627 nt
Organism: Prinia subflava (tawny-flanked prinia)
Lineage: Eukaryota; Metazoa; Chordata; Aves; Passeriformes; Cisticolidae
Product: histone-lysine N-methyltransferase SETD1A-like
Exons: 3
Coding region: 28-309 (93 amino acids)
Source: RefSeq, a predicted model, not a curated record